UCAGCCGCCAUUUUCCCCCCGAACAUUAUCUAGCAGCAGAAAAACAGCAGUAGCACCACCACCUCCACGGUCGCUGCGGCUACCUUCUGUCGUACGCGGUGGAGGGUCGGGUACGAAGGCAAAAGGGGGGGGCGAAGGCGGAGAGGAGGAAACGCCGCAGAGACUGUUGCACAUUGUGCCCCACUUUGAAGAGCGGGAGACCCUCCUUUGCAGUAGGAGGAGGAGGCACCGCAACAGCCGCCGCCGCUGGGGGGAGAAAGCCAGGAGCACCUUUUUUUUCUCCCCCCCCAAUCGCUGCCGCCGCCUCUCUCCUCUUGGGUGCGUGGGGUGGGGGCGGUUGCAAAAGAAGGCAACCUCGCCCCCCCCCCGAGUCCCUUCCUUCCCCAGCCCUUUUCCUGCCCGCCCGCCCUCCUUGCCCGCAGAAGAGCAGGGAGCAGGCGGGCAGGGAAAGGGGGAGCUGGGGCUGGAAGGAAGGGGGAGAAAGAGGAGCGCCCGAGAGAGAACAGCAACAGCGAGAAGACGUUUUGUGGUGGCGGGAGCGAAGGAAGAAGACUGCGUUCGCCUUGUUUGCAAACUGCGCCCUUUUUAUUAUUACUACAUACAUAUAUAUUUUUUUGCGUCGGGCCGGAUCCGCCCGGACUCUGCUCUCAGCUCCGUCACGUGGCUUCCCUUUGGCGAGGCAGAAGAACACAGCAGAGCUGGCCUCUGCAACGGGAGAGGCUGGAGUUCCCAACUCUAUGUGCUGAAUGGCUACUAUGGCGCCCGCUCUCACUGACGCAGCAACUGAAGCUCACCAUAUCCGGUUCAAACUGGCUCCCCCAUCCUCCUCCCUGUCUCCUGGCAGUACCGAGAAAAACAGCAACACUAACAACAUCCUUGUUGCCAGUAACGUCACCAAAAGGAAAGCUGAGGAUUCCAGUCUAGCUUUCCGAAAUAAUUCUGCAAAAGAAGAGCUGGGAAAGCUGCAGCCAUUGGUAGCAUCUUAUCUCUGUUCAGAUGUAACAUCUGUUCCUCCAAAGGAGUCCUUGAAACUGCAAGGGGUCUUCAAUAAGCAGACGGUCCUUAAAUCUCAUUCUCUGUUGACUCAUCCUUUCUUGAAAACUAGUGAUCUGUUGGGAAGGCCACCAGUGUUGGAGAUUUCCUUGGAAAAUCUAAAAACCAUGAGUACAAGCAAUCAGACACCAUUGCCACAAACACCUGUCAAUGGUUUGGCUAAAAAAUUAGCUAAAACUAAUAGUUCUGACCAUGAAGGUUCUGUUUCACUUAAUGGUGGGAAGAGUGCACCUUCUGCGACCCUCCAGGAAGUUGAUUCAAAUAGACCUGGGGGUUCUGAUUUGGAGGACCUGAAAUCUGGUUUGAGCAAUUGCACUCUACCACAUAAAAGCCCAGAUGCAGAGCAUGCUGCCCCACUUAGCAAUAAUGGCAUGGCAAAUAAACAUGACCACAGUUCCCUAGAGCAGCAAUGUGAACUCGAAGGGGGUGGGGAGAACCAGUUGCUUUUGUUAUCUGGAAUAUCUGUUUCUUCUGAGCUUGGAAGCAGUAAGCCAGAGGAACAGAAGAUCUCUCCACCAAACAGUUCCUUUACCACUCUAGAUUCAAAUAUGAGGACAAAGGUACUAAUGCGGAGGCAGGCAGACAUUGAGAAUCGUGCUCGCAGGCUGCAAAAGCGGCUGCAAGUGGUACAGGCCAAGCAGGUAGAGCGGCACAUUCAGCAACAGCUUGGUGGAUUUUUACAGAAAACGCUAAGCAAAUUGCCUCCUUUGGACUCCUUGAGACACCGAAGUCAGCUAAUGCUGACCCGCAAGACAGAAGCAACUCUAAGAAAAGUUGUAAAUGAGGCAAGUACCUCGGAAGGACUGAGCAACUUCCUAAAAAGUGACUCUAUCUCAGAAGAACUAGAAAGAUUUACUGCCAGUGGAACGGCUAACCUGCGCUCUUGUGAGCAAGCAUUUGAUUCUGAUGCCACAGACAGCAGCUCAGGUGGAGAAUCUGAUAUUGAAGAAGAGGAACUGGCCAAAGCAGACACAGAACAAUACCAUGUACCCCUGAGGCGACGGUCAGAAUGGCAGUGGGCAGCAGACAGAGCUGAUAUUGUCAGUCGCUGGAACUGGCUUCAAGCUCAUGUCUCAGAUUUAGAGUACCGAAUCCGUCAGCAAACAGAUAUAUGCAAACAAAUUCGAGCCCGCAAGGGACUGGUACUGCUUGGUGAGGUGCCUCCUUCUGACCCUGUAUUAAGUGAUUCAACCCAUAGUCUUAGCAUUGACCGCAAGAUGGAACCUGGAAUUGACAGGAUGUCAUCGGAGAACCUUGGUAAAUCCAUUAGUAAUACCCAAGAAUCUCUAACUGCCAAAACCUGUGGAGUGCCGAGACCAGUUAAUGGAGUCAUUAACACUCUGCAGCCAGGUUUGACAGAGCAUACUCAGGGAGAUGGCUCAGAUGCUGAGGAGCUGUUGCGGAAAAAGCAGAGAUUAAAUAUGAUGUCUUCAAUCCCUGAUGGAACCUGUGUGGCAGCCCGUACACGCCCUCUUCUCGGCUGCAAGAAACGGAGGCUUAUUCGACCCAGCAAUCUGAUUCCACUCUCCAAAAAGGUUUAUCGUAAACCACAGCGGUGUGGUUGUGAUGUGAACCCUUUGUGUGUUCUCUGUGGCUCUCGAAGCUCAAUGCCUUCAGAAAUCCAGUAUGAAGCCCCUUUGAUGGAGCGUCUCUCACAGUUGGAUUCCUGCAUCCACCCUGUACUUUCAUUCUCAGAUGAUGUACAAAUAGGCUUACACCUUCAGGGCAUGUUGAAAUCCCACUUGCAGUACAAACCCUGUGAGAAAACCAAGCCUCCCAAAAAGCUCGUGUUGAAGCACCGAUCCACCAUGCCUUCUAGCAGUCUGUCUGACUCAAUGCGCAAAGACCGUCACAAGCUGGUUAAUACCUUUUCAGCAACCGCCACUUGCUCACAUCACAAAGUUGAGCCAGACAAGGCAUACAGGCAACCCUUAAACGAUGUGAGGGCUGCUCCCAAGGCCGAGAGAGCGCCAGAGCGCUCACUUAUCCUGACGGCAGUUCAUGAGAGAAAGCGAUUGCGGGACAGCUCCUCCGAGAGAAGUGAAGUGUUGAAGCAUCAUGCAGAGUUUGGAGGGCCAAGUUACUUGUCGAGUGCUAUGGCCUCCACGGCUCACAGUUCCUUCAUGAGGCAACUCUCUACUUCCUCUGAAAAUCCUAUCCCUCCUGUCACCACAAGUUCCUUGGGAAGCUCCAGUGCAACUCAGCAGCAGCCAAGGAGGAGAAGAGGGGAAAGCUCUUUUGACAUUAACAACAUUGUCAUACCAAUGUCUGUUGCUGCCACAACCAGGGUAGAAAAACUUCAGUACAAAGAAAUUCUUACACCAAGUUGGCGUGUUGUGGAUGUUGGUGCUCUGAAAAUGAAUCCAGAUGAAGACAGUGAAGAGAUAGAGGAUAUGUCUGAUGCAACCUUUGCCACUCUCCAUGCUAAAUGUGAGGAAAUGGAGCGAGCUAGGUGGCUGUGGAGCACAAGUUUGCCACCACAACGACGAGGUAGCAGGUCAUACAGGUCUACAGAUGGACGGACAACCCCACAGUUGGGGAACCCAUCUACUCCACAGCCAGCCUCACCUGAUGUUGGAAACUGCUGUCUACAUUCUGAUUUCUCCCAUCUACACUCUCCACGCAGCCCCAUCAGUCCUGAUCUGUUGUCUGGUCCUCAUACUCCUUUGUCUCGAGACUCCACGCGACAUCUGCCAACAGAGGACACACGUUGUUCCACACCUGACUCAGGCCUUGAUGAGCUGACUGUACAGCCCUGGGAACGGCGCACUUUCCCACUGACCUACAAUCCCAAGAUGGAGUGUGAGGAACAGACAGAGCCACAGGAUCGGUCAUCGCGUUGCACGAGGCGCACAUCAGGCAGCAAGCCCUCCCGAGAACCAGACACUGCCUCCCUCUCACCUUCCCUUGCUUGCUUCAAGAGCUGGAAUUCGGGGGCUACCACCACAGUUCAGCGGCCAGCCCACAGAUAAGAGAGGGACAGGAAAAGGGAGCAAGAAGAAAAAAAAAUCCACCAAAUUAACUCUUGGCAUUAAAAGUUUCUGAAAUCUGUGUUUGAUAUUCAAACAUCCUGCCGGGAAUUUUCACAGUUUUUAGUGAAUUUAAGGAGUUUAGAAACUGUUUUCUUUCUUUCCCUCCUUCUCCCCCACCUUCUUUCCACAUUUCUUUGUCUCACAUACACAUUAUCCAGUGCUGUGGUCUGAUGAGGAGGGCAAACCUGCCACUCCCUCCAUGAGGUGUAGAUGUACACUCCUCAGAAAGGAGAACGAAGCUGGUUGGUUGACCCUGGAAUUAGUUCUCUGGUGAACAGAUACUUUCCAUUUGUUUUCCUUUUCUUUUACUGUUUAGUGUCUGUUUUCACCUGCCAGCAUCACGAUGCCCUCCCUCACCCUUAAAAGUUUAGUGAAGUGAAAUUAGUGGUAACAAGUGAUGUUUCCUGAAAGAGACCUCCCCUUCCCUCCCUCCCACCGGCCACUGGCACAAGAAAGCACUUGCAAUGCAAACUCAAGAUCACUUGGUUCCUUAAGGGAUAGCUACCCAUUGUACCAACUGCGAACAAGAAGCUCUUCUCAAGCCACCUUCCAUAUGUUCUGGUGGUUUCUGCUGCUUCUGAGACCGUCUCUCCAUAUUAAACAAGUUCAGUUGUGUGAGAAAAAGCAAUUUUCCAUAAUCAGCCUGGAUAUGUUUUGGAUAUUUUAGUCAGAUCGUGUUUUGUUUUUUAAUGGCAGAUUAUUAGUGGGGAGAAGGCUGACAGCCAUUCAAGAGGAACAUUUUUUCCAAGCUUUUUUUUUUUUUUUCUGGAUGUGAUCUAGGAUUACUUUCUUCCCUAUCCCUGUUAAUUACUAACACUUCUGUGUUUUCUUUUAAUUUUGCAUUCUGUCCAUUAGUUUGAAUGCUGUAGGUUAUACAUCUGCAGCUAAUAGAUUGCAAUACAGUAGUGUUGAGCCUUAAGUACUGGGAGCGAUGUCACAGGAUUCAACAAUUUGCCACCCCAGAUCCACAAGCCAUAUAGUGAGUGUGGUAUAAUUUCAUUGUUCCCUUUUCUUUUAUCCUCUAUUUAAAAAAGUAGUCUAUGCAUUGUUUGAGAUUGCAUUUAAAUUUAAACAUGUCUUGAGUACCAAAAUAUUUGUUUUUUUCCAGAGAAAGAGUGGAUGUUGUUUUUCACCUCUACCUCUUACUUAACUCAACUGCAACUUACAAGUUUUGAGGCAGAAAUGAAUCUCAGUCAUGUGUCUCUCCUCCCCCCCCCCCCCCCCAAUGGCUUGGGCUGAGUUUUUGCCAAGCUGAACAGAUCUGAUUUUUUUUUUAAAUUUAAAGAGCACUUUUGAGAGAAAAGUGAAUGUCAGUUAUGUCCCCCGUUCCUCCAAAAAGAGCUUGGGUUGACUUUUGCCAUGAUGAACAGAUCUGAUUUUUUUUUUUAAAGUUAAAGAGCAGUUUUGAGAGAAAACUGAAUUUCAAGUUUUCUUUUUUUCCUUUGGACUAGCUUGGAUGGACUUUUGCCAAGCUGAACAGACCUGAUUUUUUUUUUAAGUUAAAGUUUUGAGUUUUUUAAGUUUUGAGAGGGAACUGAAUUUCAAGUUUUCUUUUCUUUUUUUCCUCUGGACUGGCUUGGACUGACUUUUGCCAAGCUGAACAGAUCUGGGUUGUUGUUUUUUUAAUUUAAAGAGCAGUUUUGAGAGAGAAAUAAAUCUCAAGUCUUUCCCCCCACCCCUAAAAACGGCUUG
Molecule: messenger RNA, 5777 nt
Organism: Pseudonaja textilis
Lineage: Eukaryota; Metazoa; Chordata; Lepidosauria; Squamata; Elapidae
Source: RefSeq, a predicted model, not a curated record